This is a messenger RNA of Erythranthe guttata (spotted monkey flower), 890 nucleotides long. Its product is annotated as serine/threonine-protein phosphatase PP1. The record is from RefSeq and is a predicted model, not a curated record. Gene Ontology annotation, cellular component: cytoplasm; nucleus. NCBI's taxonomy places the organism in Eukaryota, Viridiplantae, Streptophyta, Magnoliopsida, Lamiales, Phrymaceae. Gene Ontology annotation, molecular function: protein serine/threonine phosphatase activity.
GAUUUGUGAUUUUGAAGGCCCUAAGCAUAUUUGAAUAAAGAUUGUGUGGAUAACAAUUUAUGAAUAAUAAUUCAGGUGACAUACAUGGACAAUACCAAGACCUGCUGAGACUGUUUGACUAUGGAGGGUACCCUCCUAGUGCAAAUUACCUAUUUCUAGGAGAUUAUGUUGAUAGAGGGAAGCAGAGUUUGGAAACUAUAUGCUUACUAUUGGCUUACAAGAUUAUGUAUCCUGAUAAAAUAUUUCUUUUGAGGGGAAACCAUGAAGAUGCCAAAAUAAACCGUAUUUAUGGUUUUUAUGACGAAUGCAAGAGGAGAUUCAAUGUUCGUCUUUGGAAGAUAUUCACCGACUGCUUUAAUUGUUUGCCUGUAUCUGCACUGAUUGAUGAUAAGAUACUAUGCAUGCAUGGUGGGCUUUCUCCUGAAUUAACAAACUUGGAUCAGAUAAAAGAUAUUACUAGGCCUACGGAUAUUCCUGACAGUGGUCUCCUUUGUGAUUUGCUUUGGUCUGAUCCUGAUCCUAGAAUACAUGGUUGGUCUGAUAGUGAUAGAGGUGUUUCGUGUAUUUUUGGGCCCGAUGCAGUUGCUGAUUUUCUCCAAACUAAUGAAUUGGACCUCAUUUGUCGCGGUCAUCAGGUGGUGGAGGAUGGGUACGAGUUCUUUGCCAAGAGACGACUUGUUACAUUAUUUUCAGCUCCAAACUAUGGUGGGGAGUUUGACAAUGCAGGUGCUCUUUUGAGUGUUGAUGAAUCAUUAGUUUGUUCUUUUGAGAUAUUAAAACCUUUGGCAAACACUUCCAAGCUGCCUCUCAAAAAGGUAUAUUUCAAUUUAUAUUUUUUUUUAUCAAAAAACAUUUGUCUGAAUGUUGACAAGAUAUUCUACAUAUUUUGA